Papilio machaon (common yellow swallowtail) is the source of this 1295-nucleotide messenger RNA. RefSeq lists its product as uncharacterized. Gene Ontology annotation, cellular component: cytoplasmic microtubule. The transcript is spliced from 4 exons. NCBI's taxonomy places the organism in Eukaryota, Metazoa, Arthropoda, Insecta, Lepidoptera, Papilionidae. The record is from RefSeq and is a predicted model, not a curated record. Bases 156 to 1136 code for a protein of 326 amino acids.
AUACAAAAGUGACAGUUUUUAAUUGCAGAAUAUUUGAUGUGCAAAAAAUGUUAAAUAAUUUAGUUUAAUCAGUUGAUUUUAUUAAAAUGACCGUUAAAUAACGAGUGUAAAUAUACAGUAACUAGACUGUGGCUAGUUCCUAUUGUUUACUAACAAUGUAUACUUUGAAAGGUAUAUUCCCAGAGCCCAAAAAGGAACAGAAAAGAAACUUUAUCAAAGAAAACAUGAAGCAACUUAAAUUUCUUCAGGGUAAAUCGCCCCGAGAGCAAGAGUUGGCUGUAAAAAAGGUCCAGCAGCCGCGGAAAAUGACCGCGUCUGCGGACAAUAAUUUAAACAUUAAGCCAACAUCAUCAAGUAGAAGCAAACCGUCACUUGCUGUACCCAAAGAUUCACCAAUUUCACGAAGAAGGCAUCCCGAUAUUCGCAUUAAAAAAGGCGACAUGGCUGAAUUUUUGAAACGGAAAGAAUUGAGAAAUAAAACUGUAGUAAAAAAUGAUAGCCCCGAUGAAAAUGAAGAUGAUGAUUCUAAUUCAUCUGGUCGUCUGAGGGACAUUGGUUGUCAAACUAUUGAGUCAAAUCUUGCACAUAAAUUAAAUGAAAGUACAAAACUAACAGUGCUGUAUCCAAAACAAGACUUUGAUGACAAUGACAACAAAGCCAAUGCAAGUGGAGAUUCAGCUAGAAACAGGAGAUCAUCCCCAAGUCCGAAGAAUAUAUACCGAUCUGGUGAUGAAGGGUUGGACAUGGAUAAGACUCAUAGUCGCUUAAAUGCUAUCCUUGAGAGAAAAGGAAAAGAUCCAUACUUACCAACUGGUUACCAGAAAGGAGUUUUACCGAAGUAUUUACGUGACCGCAAAGAGCAAGGGCCUAAGGAAAUAGAAGGUGCCAAGGCUGAUGACUCCUCCACUUGCCCGCCCGGCCACGUCCCGUUGCCUGACACGGAAAGGAAGGAGACAUUGAGGAUGCUUAGAAAUAGCUUUGCAGAACUCGUAAGUGAACUAAACAAAAUGCCAGUGAAGACGGACACACUACGGAUGAGAAACAGAAAAAUGGAGUUGGAAAAGCAACUCGCAAAGCUCGAAGAGGGCAUAAAGGUGUUCUCCAGACCAAAGGUCUACGUUAAAAUUGGAGAAUAACCUCAAUUUUAAUCAAAAUAAUCUUGGUUUAAUUGACUGCAAUCUUUCGAUCAUUUUUUUCUUUCAAAAUCCAACUUAAAACAUUUCCUAUUACGGUGUGCUUGACUUUAGGUAGAUUUGCCAAAUAUAGCACAUGUUCUAAGAUCUCAAAUUCAAUCC